Molecule: messenger RNA, 1299 nt
Organism: Ceraceosorus guamensis
Lineage: Eukaryota; Fungi; Basidiomycota; Exobasidiomycetes; Ceraceosorales; Ceraceosoraceae
Exons: 3
Coding region: 1-1299 (432 amino acids)
Source: RefSeq, a predicted model, not a curated record
AUGUCUAGACAUCGAGCAGUGAGGAAUUUGGAUCUGGACGAAGAGUUGGCGGAUGAUUAUUACGACGAUGAACAAGAGCCGUGGGCCGAUGCAUCGUCAUCCGAUCUGGAGUCGCUGCAAGUGGCGUUUGCGCAAGUCGCUGCUGUUGUAGCACCAGGCAGCUCCUCGCUCAUCGACGAGGCAGAUAUCAAAUCGUCACUGUGGGAGAACUACUUUGAUGUGCAGGCUACGGUGGAGUGGGCGUUGAGGGAGAGCAAGCGCAGGCAAGCUAGGGAAAACAAAAAGGUUGAUGAUCCGCUUCGGGACGAGAUGAACUUGGAGUCGAGCAGCAGCAGCAGCAGCAGCACCAUGCGACCAUCUGCGCAUCCCAGCGGCGCGAUCCGAGGUCGAGGCAUCGGCGGACUCGGCACGCGAGGCAGAUCGGGCAUGGCCAAGCGCGCAUUGAGGGAUCUGGCGCCCGUUGGCUUGCCUGGCGUAUCAUCGCAGUCCUGUGAUGCCAAGACUGAUCUGGCUCAGCAGCUCGAGGCGCAGCUCAGUGUGGCAGACGCUUCUCAGAGUCAAGGAGGCGCAGGUAGCAAGCUGGCUCAGCUGGCAGUCGCCAGAAGAAACAAGCGACCUGCUGCUGCCACUGUCGACGCAAGCGGCUCGAGCGAUGGACACUCCGCCGCCGGCGCUGCUGCCGCCAAUGCACACGCACAUGGCCCUGCAGCAGACACUGCCAGACCUAGCAAAUUGGCUGCUCUAGCUGCUGCUCGAGCCACCAAGCCCUCCGCUGCUGCCGCAACUGUACUCCCUCCUCGCGAAUCUGCGCCCGCAUCAGCAGCAGCAACUCCUGCGCCGAUGACGGCUAAACCGCUCUCCAAGCUCCAACAGCGAGCUCAAGCUAGUCGAGAAGCGAAAGCUGCAGCUCGGAGCGGUCAGGGCGAGAUCGAGGCGGUGGUGGUGGAGAGCGAAGAGGUUCAAGCGGCAAGGCGGCGAGAGUUGGAGCAGAGUCAGAAGCUGCCUUCGGGAGUGCGCAGCAGCCAGCUGUUUCCGAUGCAGGAGGAUCUGGAAGCGAGGCAGAGCAAAGAAGAUGCGAAUGGUCAGAGCCUCUCAUCCGCCUUCGCAUCUUUGAUGGUCGGAGGCAAGCAUGCCAAAUCCGCUCCGAGCGUCUCGCCAUUUGAACCGCUGCAGACGUCAUCGGAGAGAGCAUCGCAGCUGCGCAACACCGCAUUUGCCAAGCUCAGCCCCGAUGACGUGGUCCUGCAAGCCAGGCAAGGCUCUGCGCUGGAUCCUACCGCGCACGCUGGCAAUAGAUGA